Messenger RNA from Zalophus californianus (California sea lion), 6239 nucleotides. RefSeq names its product G protein-coupled receptor 63 (gene GPR63). Lineage: Eukaryota; Metazoa; Chordata; Mammalia; Carnivora; Otariidae. Gene Ontology annotation, cellular component: membrane. The transcript is spliced from 2 exons. Gene Ontology annotation, biological process: G protein-coupled receptor signaling pathway. The coding region runs from base 566 to 1828 and encodes 420 amino acids. Gene Ontology annotation, molecular function: G protein-coupled receptor activity. The record is from RefSeq and is a predicted model, not a curated record.
AGCAGCCGGAAACGGGCGAGCGCGGCAGCCCGGGAGCAGCCUGGACGGUGGCCUCCGGAAUCGCUCCGUCUCAGCCUGCCCCCUCCCUCUUUAUUUGCCUCCGCCCCCUCUCCCCUCCUCCCCCUCACCUCGCGUCCUAAAACGCGGCGGGCGCCUUUAAGAGGGAGCUUUGGUUACCCUGGGGGCGGGAACCCCUCGGCAGAUUGGGAGGCGGCGGCGCUCGCCCGCGAUGCUCCUCACUUUCUGCUCCAGCUCCCGCCGCUGCCGCCGCCGCCGCCUCCUCCGCUUCCUCCUCAGCCUCGAAGCGUCGUUUUUCUGCAGCAGAGAGAAGUGCUAUGUCAGGAAAGUUCCGGGAGGGACUGGAUGGGGCCAUGCUCCCUGGGUUCUUCUGCAGGCGCCCGCGCGCAGCCCUUUGUAUGAGGCAAAAGGACUGCUAUGGAAGAUGGAGCUCUUUGUCCGUUUUCCAGAAUGUGUUUCCAUCAAUGAAACAUGAUACUGCUGUUUUGUGUUGACAUGCUUGAAGACCACCCACAUCUCUGCUCACGCCUUCCAUCCUGCUGAAACCAUGGUCUUCUCUGCAGUGUUGACUGCGUCCCAAACUGGGGCAACCAACACAACAUUUGUAGUCUAUGAAAACACCUACGUGAACAUUACGGUCCCUCCACCAUUCCAGCAUCCCGGCCUUGGCCCGCUGCUCAGAUACAGCAUGGACGCGAUGGCUCCCACUGGGAUGGGGAGUUCCUUGACCGUGAAUGGCACAGCUGCACCCCCAACACCAGCAGUUUUUAAGAGCCUAAACUUGCCUCUCCAGAUCAUCCUCUCUGCUAUAAUGAUAUUUAUUCUGUCUGUGUCUUUCCUUGGGAACUUGGUUGUUUGCCUGAUGGUUUACCAAAAAGCUGCCAUGCGCUCUGCAAUUAACAUCCUCCUUGCCAGCCUGGCAUUCGCAGACAUGUUGCUUGCAGUGCUGAACAUGCCCUUCGCCUUGGUAACUAUUGUUACUACAAGAUGGAUUUUUGGGAAAUUCUUCUGUAGGGUAUCUGCUAUGUUUUUCUGGUUGUUUGUGAUAGAGGGAGUAGCCAUCCUGCUCAUCAUUAGCAUCGAUAGGUUCCUUAUUAUAGUCCAGAGGCAGGAUAAGCUAAAUCCAUAUAGGGCUAAGAUUCUAAUUGCUGUUUCUUGGGUGGCUUCCUUUUGUAUAGCUUUUCCUUUGGCUGUAGGAAACCCUGACCUGCAGAUCCCUUCUCGAGCCCCGCAGUGUGUGUUUGGAUAUACAACCAACCCUGGUUACCAAGCUUAUGUGAUUUUGAUUUCUCUAGUUUCUUUCUUCCUACCCUUCCUGGUGAUACUGUAUUCGUUUAUGGGCAUCCUCAACACCCUUCGGCACAAUGCCUUGAGGAUCCACAGCUACCCCGAGGGUAUAUGCCUCAGCCAGGCCAGCAAACUGGGUCUCAUGAGUCUACAGAGACCCUUCCAGAUGAGCAUUGACAUGGGCUUUAAAACACGUGCCUUCACCACCAUUUUGAUUCUCUUUGCUGUCUUCAUCGUCUGCUGGGCCCCAUUCACCACUUACAGCCUUGUGGCCACAUUCAGUAAGCACUUUUACUAUAAGCACAACUUUUUUGAGAUUAGUACCUGGCUACUCUGGCUCUGCUACCUCAAGUCUGCAUUGAACCCACUGAUUUACUACUGGAGGAUUAAGAAAUUCCAUGAUGCCUGCCUGGAUAUGAUGCCCAAGUCCUUCAAGUUUUUGCCACGUCUUCCUGGUCACACGCGGCGGCGGAUACGUCCCAGUGCUGUCUAUGUGUGUGGGGAACACCGGACAGUGGUGUGAAUAUUGGCACUGCCUGACAUUUGGGGUGAUGGUUGCUCUUCAUCUGACUUUGAAUUUUCUUUUACAUGGGUUCUCCAAGUGUACCUUAUUGGUUUUUAUAGGGUUUGUGUGUAUAUAUGUGUGUGUGUGUGUGUGUGUGUGUGUGUGUGUGUGUGUGUGCGCGCGCGCACUCAGCGUAAAGAAAGAGUGGUGAUUAGUUAUAAUUCUAUUACCAAGGAUACGCAAUAGGGAAAUGAUCACAAAUGUUACCUCCAGGGUUCAAGAGAAAUCCUUGAUUUAGGGUGGGGAGAUGGUGUUUUGUUUCUUUGAUUGAUUUUGUUUUUGAAGCAGGAAUCAAGAUUGUGCUUUAUUGAGCCUGCAGUUAUAUUGAAUUGUAGGUGUUUUGGAUGCUGCUAAGGUAUGCUUAAUUAAGUUUAUCAUUUUUUUUUCCAGAAGACAUUGCUGCUUUUUGUCAUCACAUUGGAGCCAAAACCACAUACAUCUCAGUAGAUAAAUAUUUACUUUUAUUGAAAAAAAUAACCCAAGGCAGUUAGUGACAUUUUAAAGGUCAUUAAUACUUACUUUGGUGCACUUUAAGAAAUAAUGUACAAACUAAUUCAGUCAUGUUUUUCAGAAUUGUUUUUAUACAUGACAUGUUGUGCUUUAGGGAACAUUGCAUUAUCAUUUCUAGGAAGAUAGUUUUUAAAAAAUGUUUUGUUUGCAUGUUGAGUUUUAAAGGAGAGAACAUAAAAAUGUAGACCUUCUUCUAAGCACAAUAGCAAUUCUUCAGAGCUGAGUUGAGGAGACAGGGCAUCCUUGCAAAUGUAAAUGGGAGGCAGUGAGGAGGUAGCUGGCAUGGGCUGUGGUAUUUCCUUUGACUCAAGGAUUCUCACUGAGUCCAGUGGGGAGAAGGACCUACCAUUUAUUGGACACCUGCCGUCUUCCAGGCACUGUGCAUUUUUAUCCUCACAGCAUCCUGUGAGGUAGGUAUUCUUUUUUUCUUUUUACGAAGAAAGUACGUCUCAGAGAGAUGAAAAUCCUGCCCAAGGUUAAUGGUAGAGCUGGAAUCCAAGAAAGUCUGUCAGAAUCCUGAGACUGCUGUUCUUCUGUGCCACAUAGACAUACCAUUCGGGUUUAAGUAUUUCAUAGUCAAGAAGGAACUCUGUAUCUUUAAUUUUUUUAGACUAAAACCUUCCUUUUAAAAGUAGUUUCACUUUUUUUUAUUACCAAAAAAAUGUGAAAACAUUACAGAAAGUGUGGAAAAUAGAAAAAAAUCACAACCACCCUUUUACAGUGGAACUUAAAAAUCUCAGACAAAUAAGGCUAUAAGGAAAUAAGGUGAUUUUUUUUGGUCUACAAAAUAAGUGACUGACAACGACGGAGAAGUUAAAUACAGCUGUAUGUGGGUCUUGGCCUUUGCAGGGUCUGAGGUUUCCAGUUGUCCAGUCGUUUCUAAAUGUUCUGGGCAAAAUAGCACUGUUGCCUGAGGGCUUGCCCAGAGCAGAGCUGGAGUUUGUGAAUGUGCUCAAGAGUGUGUCUCCUACAAAGAAGCAAAGAUAAGUCCUGGUCUGAGCACAGAGCAAGUUUUAAUAGGGCAGGUCUGGGGUUUCAAAUUAUUUUUCUCUUGCCGACGACCUGCCCCGCCCCCCCCCCCCCCCCCACCAGGUACAUCCAGAGCCUUUGGUCCCCUUGCUCUGUGGCCACUGACACACUUUAUAAAACAGCUGACAGGGAUGGGGCUGCAGACUAAGGUCACUAGGGUUGAAAGUGUAGCCUCUUGGCCACAUCAUGGGCUUUAUAAAUAGCUGAGUUAACAUGAACACUUUUUGGAUUUUUAUAGCAUCUUUGCAGCAUUUUAGUGCUUUGUGAGCCAGUGGUAAAAAUGAGCCUGUUUCUUCAGUUUUACAACCACGGAGUUGGAUUAGAUGAAUCUUGCCCAACUCUAAUGUGCUUUCCUCCAUGUGAGAGUAGAGAUUUGUGAAGAGCUUGGCUGACGUCAGCAUCAAUCUUUGGUCUCCAGUGUUACUUCUUUGCAAUUUACUUAUUAGCUGUUUCUCAAAAUGGAAUGUCUCCUGAAUGUUGGAAGAGCCCAUAGCACUGUAUCAGGAGUUAGGACUUUGGAAGAUAGAUGACAUCUUGAAGGACCUGGGGAACCCUGCUCUCUAGGCAGUUGUGAUGGUUUUAGAACUCAUUUUCCAGUUAAAAAACUCUUUUGGGACUCAAAGCACUUACUCAGCAUGUUGUUUUGGGAUCAGCCUUUGCUGAUAGUCACCUACCUCUUUGGUUUCUAAUUUAUAUUAUUCACAGGUUAAAAUUGUUUUUGUCCACUAAGGAUCUUACGGAACGUAAACACUGUAGUAGAUACCUAGGAACACCUGGAAGUGUAUCAUGCUUUCCAUUUUCAAUAUAAACUGGAUUUCAAGCGGAUAAUAAUACGUCUAUUUGAAAUUAGACUUUCUCUGAUGAAAGUCAGCAUGAUCUGUAUUCAUCUCCCAUAUUGGCAGUAGGUCUUGAGACUCCUUUUGUGAUAGGAGUUGAAACUGAGCUUUGUUUCCUUUGUCCUUUCUUAUGAACAGUCCUUGGGUACUUCUGUGCUGCCUGGUAGGCAGUGCACUCUUGGGCAAGAGCGAGAGCUCGGGGUGCCUGCUGAGAUGCUCCAUGUUUGUGAGAGAAGACUGUGCGGGGCCUUAGUGGGAACUCAGCACCGCCACCCAACAGCAGAUCUCUUUACACUGGAGACUCUUGAUAGGGGGCAGUUUACAAAUCAUUUUGAACGUGUUUGUUAUGUAUACAUUUUGGAAGCUUUAAAAAAAAUGUACUCUGAUGUACCUUUAAAAAAUUUAGGUGCAGAAUCCUAUUUUUCCUAUUCCCCUGUAUUUUCUUGAGGGGGUAAAGAAAAAUACCACUACUAAUUAUUGCCGCUGACAGACAUAAUCAGAAAUGUUUUUGUUUUCAUUUUCCUUCUGGCAAAUAGGUAAGAGGCAUGAGAGAGAUCGUCAAAUAUCUACGAUCAAGAGAGAGUCAAAAGAAAUCCCCAGUAGUCUGGAGUAGUGAUAUUUAAAUUUUAAUAGGAAUUUGUGUCUAAGUAUUCCCAGGGGAGCUUGUUUUUUUUAAAUUUUAUUUUAUUAUGUUAUGUUAGUCACCAUACAAUACAUCAUUAGUUUCUGAGGUAGUGUUCCACAAUUCAUUGUUUUCAUAUAACACCCGGUGCUCCAUGCAGUACAUGCCCUCCUUGAUACCCAUCACCAGGCUUACCCAUCCCCCUACCCCCUCCCCUCUAGAACCCUGUUUGUUUCUCAGAGUGGUUGUUAACAAUACAGAGGUCUGGGUUCCCCAGAGGGGCUGCGGUUGGGCCCAGGAAUGCACACUAUUUCGUUGAACACUCUGCAUUCCCAUGCAGGUCCCUGGGUCCCUGAUCCUGAAGCACAGGUGCUUCAAGAAGCACUCCUGUUGAAAAUAUACCCAUUUUAAGAUUGUUUUACACAAAAAUGUUAGUGUGGGAAGCCAUUCAUUAUCUCCUAGUGCAUGGGUCAUCCACACAUUGACAGGAGAAUCGACACAAGGUUGUGCCUAAUUUGCUGCCAGGCGUGUUAGUGCUGGGUCUCGCCAGUGUUAGCUGUAUUUUCUCUCAGCUGGCAAAAUUCUGAUGGGUCAUGUUGUUUCAUACUAGAGCAAAAGGAGUCAUUUAGUAUUGGAAAGUCAUGACUUUCAAGAGUCUAGUUCCUCUGUUUUCUUUUCCUCUAGAGAGAUGUCUUUACUGUAUAUAAUCUCCAGAAGAGUUUGAGGGGAAUGUACAAUUCAUCCAAUUUCCCAUUGCUCUGCUUAUGCCAGUCAUGUUCAAAGGAAGCAUGAAGAAAAUAAGAUAAUCUUUUUACUCUUUGUAUAAUUUCAGUUGCUGACAAAGAUAUUUAAUUUGUUCUUAAUCUUCGCUUUUGUUUACAUGAAAAUAUUUAUGUAUAUAUCACAGAAGAAUUUCUACUUGCUUGACAUUUUAUUCUACUAUGGUUUUUAAGUUUAAAGGACAGCUUAAUUCAAAGUUAUUUUCACAACAUUAGUCCUGCUAAACUGCCUUCGUUGAAGACUCAGUUUUCAAAUAAUAAAAAUAUUAAAGCACAUGUUUGUUAUUACAGGUAAAUGGUAAUACAUUUCUUAGCUAUAUAUUGGUACUAGUCCUUUGUAAUUAAAAUUAAUUUAUUUUACAAUAGUACCUGACCUAUAUGAAAAAAAAAAAAAACCCACUUUGAAUUCUGGGUUGCAAUUCAAGAAUAAGAAGGUAUGGUUAUUUGUGCAUAUUAUUAUAACCGGGAAAAGAGCUCCCAAUAAGAAAAUGAAUAAAUAUUUAACAUUUCUAAAAGUGGAGUUUUUUUUAAAAGGACUACUUAUCUUAGAAAGAUUUGUCAUGAGUAAUACUUUCUGUUAAAUUAAAAUCUGA